AUUUCUUCUUCCUUUUCGCUUCAGAACCCUAACCUAGGGUUUGCCGUACCAAAAAACCCAAAUUAGAAGGCAAGAUGGGAGGCAAAUGUCCACACAGAAGGGUGAAGAAGAGACGAUACUCUCACAAAACCUUCCGUCUCGCUAAAUUCCUCGUUAAAGGUGAUGAUGCUGUUUAUGAUGAGCUUAAGAAACCAGAGGAUGAGAAGACGCCGUUACCGUUAGAUGAAGAUCUUCCUGGAAUGGGUCAAUAUUAUUGUUUACACUGCGAUCGGUAUUUUGCUAAUGCGGCUGUGAGAGAUGAACAUUUCAAGACUAAACGGCACAAGAAGCGGUUGAAGGUAAUGGCGGGCCCUGCACCACAUACACAGAUUGAUGCUGACCUGGCAGCAGGAAUGGGCAUGCCUGAUAACGGGCCGAAGCUAAUGUCGAUGUGAGCUUAGUUUAUGUGUAUGUCGAUACUUUUUAUUUUCUUAAAUUCAGUUCGCAAAUGUAAGAAUCAAGUUUUUCAUAGGAAUAUGAUAUCACAUAACUCAUAUCCAUCUUGUUCUUGUCAAUUUGAAUUUUGAAUUUGGUUAGCUUCGUUAA
Helianthus annuus (common sunflower) is the source of this 585-nucleotide messenger RNA. RefSeq names its product zinc finger protein 593. The record is from RefSeq and is a predicted model, not a curated record. Gene Ontology annotation, molecular function: zinc ion binding; nucleic acid binding. Bases 75 to 434 code for a protein of 119 amino acids. The transcript has 4 exons. Lineage: Eukaryota; Viridiplantae; Streptophyta; Magnoliopsida; Asterales; Asteraceae.